UGCAUACACAAUAUUCUCGUAUCAUAUCGUCGUCGUCUUGGUCGUCUUUGGUCUUCGUAUUCAACCGUCAACGUUGUUGUCGUCGUCGCCUUUGUCGCUCUUGUGCAUUUCGCAUUGCGAAUUGGUCGGUGCUGCCCUCUUUUCUUUUUUGGUUUUGAUGUUUGUUUGUUGAUUUUUUUUUGGUGAAAAGUGCAUUGGGUCGUGUAAUUCGUUACUUUUGCGAAUUUCGAUUUUUUUUCUGUUGUUUUCCUUAUUUUCACCGAAUUUUUUGUGAAAAAAAAUUUCGGUUGAUUUUAUUUUAAGAAAAUAGAGGAAAUAUUAAAAAAAAAAAAAAUUAUUCACCAUGGCCUCAUCAUUAUCAAAGUGUUUCGAUAAUAAAAAGUGCAAUUACCAUUUUGUGGUAUCGUUAUUUUGUUGUUUUCAAAUGUUAUUUCUAUUAGUUAAUGCGAAAAAUUUGGAUUUGGAUUCAUCUGCUGCAUCAUCAGGUGCUUCAGGUCAUCAUCAUUUACAUGCUGAUUCGAAUAAGGAUACGAUACGUGAGGCAUGCAAUUCGGUUAGCGGAUAUUUUGAGUCGAUUGAUGUUAAAAUUGAUGGGAAUUAUGAUUUAAGAGGACCAAUAUGUGGUGGCCACUGUUGUUCAAAUGCCACCGAAACCGAACUGAAAUUAAAAUCAACGACUGAUUUUGAGCGAUUAUUGCAUCACCAUACAAAAAGUUUGCGAGGCAUUCUAGAAUCAACGUCCAGCUCAUUUCGAAAUCAUGUGCUGGAAUUGGCGGAACAGUCAGAAAAUAAGACAUUAAAUGUCUUCUCACAGGUAUAUCGAAGAAUGUUGCCGCUGUCGAGGAAACUCAUUCAACAAUUGUAUUCGGAAAUAACGAGAUACCUUAACUCAACAUCCGAUGUCAGUCAAUUGGAAACAGCAGUGCAUACAUUUUUCGUUGAUCUUUUUCCCGUUGCAUAUCACCAAGCGGUUCAUUUAAAUAAGAACAAUUAUGGUGACCUCCAUGAAGAUUAUGUCUCCUGCUUAAAACACACCUUCGAUGAUUUGCAACCAUUUGGCAAAAUACCCAAAGAGCUGAGCAAAAAUCUACUACAAAGUGUUACCACAGCGACUGUUUUUAUAAAUGCCCUCGAGCAAAGUGCAUCUGUGCUAGCUAGUACCGAUGAGCUGGACUCUAUGUACCUAACACAAACUUGCCAAAAACAAUUGCUCAAAAUGAGCUAUUGUCCCAGUUGUAUUGGCCUGCAGAAAAAGCAGGUUAAAUCCUGCUAUAGCUAUUGUUUCAACGUAAUGAGGGGUUGUUUGACACAGUACGUGGGUGUGCUCGAUAGUCCUUGGUCAAAUGUUGCCGAAGCAAUUGAGAAUUUGGUCACAACAUACAUUCAGUCAGAUAGCGGGAUUGUGAAUACAAUCAAGAUGUUGGAUUCAAAGCUGUCAGAGACGAUAAUGCUUGCCAUGGAAAAUGGCCCGGAACUAGAAAGAAAGGUGAAAAAAACAUGUGGAACUCCAAAACUAUUGCCCACCAAAGAAGAACCAGUUGCUGAAAUUCGUGCUGGACAACAAGGUAGCAUAAAAUGGGCAACACCACCAGAUGCAGAACUUCUUAAAUUUCUAUCCACAAUUGAAAAGUCCAAGGAAUUUUACUCGAGAAUAGUCAAUAAUGUCUGCGAGGAUGAAGAUGUCCAAAGAAACGAUCGACACUGCUGGACCGGUGAUCGAAUCGGUGAUUAUAAUCAAGUAGCAAUGACCAGCGGUCUAGAUGCACAAAAAUAUAACCCAGAAGUGCCGCUUGUGCAGCAUUCGUAUGCCCAGUCAACAAAACUGAACGAAUUGGUUGAUAAAUUAAUUAAAAUUCGCUCAUCAAUUGGCAGUGCGAUUCCUUCAACUGCACGAUCAUACUCAGAUAUUCAAAGUGACAUGGCCAGACAUGACGAAGACGGUUCUGGUCAUUUGCCAGACGAUAAUGAUGAUGAAGAGGACAGUUUGCAUGGAUCGGGCGAUGGAUCUGGCGAUGGUGGCAGCCCUGCACAAUCGCCCGAAGAGCCAGUCAGUCCACGUAGCGACGAUGUCAAUGAAAAGACAUCAUCAUCAACAAAUCUUAGAAUAGAAAAUCUUCCAAUUAUCCUAGUCUUAGUAAUAUUUGCAUCCAGUCGGUGUUUCUCAUGGCGCUGAGAAUUUAAUAAUCGACUAUAAAAAUCUUUUAUUUUUGCAAACAAAUAAAAAUUUAAAAAAAAAUAAAACAAAAUAAAAAUUUAUAAUAAAUAAAUAUAACUAAAUAUUAAAAAAAUAAACUAAAGAAAAGGAUUAAAAAAAAACAAAAUUUUCAACAAAAAAAAGAACGAAUAAGAACAUUGGCAAAGCAAUAAAAUUGCCAAACGCGUUAACAAAUGCAUCUGGUAUAUCAAUAUACAUUAUAAAUAUAUAAAUAGAAGCCUUAGAGGAUGUUUCUGUAGAAAAGCUAGUUAAAAUCAGAAAAGAAAAAAAAAUGCAAUAGAAACACCGAUACGAACAUAAAAAACAAAUUUAUAUAAAAAUAAAAAUUAUAAACAAAAAAAAAA
Episyrphus balteatus (marmalade hoverfly) is the source of this 2559-nucleotide messenger RNA. RefSeq names its product division abnormally delayed protein (gene dally). Lineage: Eukaryota; Metazoa; Arthropoda; Insecta; Diptera; Syrphidae. Gene Ontology annotation, cellular component: cell surface; extracellular region; plasma membrane. The transcript has 9 exons. Gene Ontology annotation, biological process: positive regulation of canonical Wnt signaling pathway; cell migration; regulation of protein localization to membrane. Bases 344 to 2173 code for a protein of 609 amino acids. The record is from RefSeq and is a predicted model, not a curated record.